AAGGAAAGAUAGAGAAAUUAAGACUGUAUAUCUAUACUGAAGACACUUUAGAGAAAAGAUGCAGAAAAUCGUUAUCAUCCUUUUAGCUGGGGCUAUUGUGAGUUGCUAUGCAGCUAUUGAUGAAACACAGUGCUAUGAAACUCCCAAGGGAACCUUGUAUCGUCUCUACAGGAACUGCCGUAAAGCCUCUGAGAGUCGUUUAACAAAGUGCACAAAUGUUUUUGAUCGUUAUUGCUCUAACGUUCAGUAUGCAUUUGUUGGUAAGCUUAGUACCUCAACCACUGGAGUCAUGAGAGAAAUAAAAGAGGAUACAAAUGAGGUCUCUUUCUCCUGUAUUAAGGCCACGUCUAAGGUUGAAGUUGAAAUGAGCUCACUUCAUAGCGAAGUUCGUGGUUGUGAUGAUCUUGAAAAACUUCAGUCAGGGGAUUGCUUGCUGGCAAUCCACAGAUACUGCCAGAAUAUGAAUGGUCGCUCCUCUUCUGGUUUCGCAUAUAGUGAUUCAGCCACUCAUGCUAAAAUUGCCUGCUUUGAUGCAGUGAAACAAAAACGAGUUGCAGUAAAUAGUUUGGUUUUACAUAAUUCCAAAUGCGACGAUCCAAGCAAAAGUGCAAGCUCUGAUUGCUUCAAUGCUGCUUGCAAAUGGUGCGAAGCUAAAGGACAUGAUGGUGGUAUGACACAGGGCAGUGAAGACAAUGAGAUUAUUGUUUCGUGUUAUGAUGACUACUUUCACACUACAGCUACAAUUAAGAAUCGAGUUGCCUCAACGAGUGAUUAUUAUUAUCGUCAAUACCUUGCUGCUAAGAAGAAAUGGGAACAAGCAAAGCAAGAGGAAGAGCCUCAGGAGUGGAAUGAUCCCAUGAAUAAUUCUGAUGAAUUUCAAUUCACUGAUCAUGCUUUUGAAGAAUAAAGACUGAUUUCAAUACAGGGACUUUUUGUAGUGACUGAAUAGUUUUGUAUCCUUUAGUUUGAAUUGUAGCUUAGUUAUAGAUUAAUUUGUGAUGCUAAUUA
This is a messenger RNA of Amphimedon queenslandica, 1008 nucleotides long. RefSeq lists its product as uncharacterized. The record is from RefSeq and is a predicted model, not a curated record. The transcript is spliced from 2 exons. Lineage: Eukaryota; Metazoa; Porifera; Demospongiae; Haplosclerida; Niphatidae. Bases 59 to 907 code for a protein of 282 amino acids.